UAAUUCUCAAACUAAUAGCGAAUUAAGAAAAUUAAAAAGGCAAUCAGAAACUACCAAUCAUCAAGAAAAUUCGGAUGAUGAGGAUGGUUCUGGUCGACAAGAACACCAAGGUCCGGAAGUUGAUAAACAUGUUUUAAUUAGCGGUCCACCCGGUACCGGAAAAUCUUACUUGGCUCGAGAUUUUUGCGAAAAUGAGGCUUUGCGAUACGCUUUCGUGAAAUUUGAUACGGUUGAAGAGAACCGCCAAAAAAGAUUAGGAAUUAAAGAAAAAAUUAAACCAGUAGUAAUGGUAAUUGACGAACUGGACUCAGUGGGGAUAAAAGAUACUAAUGCCAAUAAUUCCUCUAGCCGGGAUGAAGUAAAUGGUUUGUUAACCAUGUUUGACGAUAUAAACCGAGAAAAGUUAAAUAUCAUUGUAAUUGGAAUAACUAAUUAUCCGGAGGCCUUGGACGACGCAUUAGUGCGGGCUGGUCGGUUUGGCCGAAAAAUUGAAGUGGGAUAUCCAACGGACGAGGAAAUGGAUAAAUUGUUCGAUUUUUUGGAAAAGGAAAUGAAAAGUGAACGAGGCUAUAAACUUUUGGAUAAUAAGGAUAAAUGGAAUGAAGAAAGAA
Racocetra persica is the source of this 611-nucleotide messenger RNA. The record is from the annotation of a GenBank genome assembly. Lineage: Eukaryota; Fungi; Glomeromycota; Glomeromycetes; Diversisporales; Gigasporaceae.